UGAAGACAACCAUACUUACCAAGUUCAAUCGCGUGGUUGCAGUUACUCGAUUCUCCUCCAGAUUAUUCUCUCUCCUUGUCUCUCUCUCUCUCUCUCUCUCUCUCUCUCUCUCUCUAUUCGAAGAGAGAAAUUUUCUCUCUCCACGCGUAUACACAAUUUUUGGGAUUUUAUUAUACAACCCAUUUGAAUUAUUGAUCUUGGUUUUCUAUAUGUCUAUCUAAAGAUUGUAAUUUUCAAAUAAAAACAUAGAAUCUAUCAGAUAGGGUUUGAAUUUUGCUUUACUCUUUCAUUUGUUGAAAAAGUAUCUAUUUUUUUUUUUGGAAGUUUUUCUUCCAAAUCUAGCAAAGCAUUUGAAAUUUUGGGAUAUGGCGUCGCAUUUUGAUCGGUGGGAGAAAGAUCCGUUCUUCUCUGCAGCAGAGGAAGUUCAGGAAUCCGCCGACAGGAUGGAAUCGACUUAUAGAACCUGGAUUCACGCAAGGAAAGAGGCUUCCGGUAUGUGGAAUUUGGAAGAGCUUCACAGGGACCUGCAAACUGCUCUUGGCACUACCAAAUGGCAGUUGGAGGAAUUUGAGAGGGCUGUCAGGUUGAGCUACACUAAUAGCUUAGGUGAUGAUGCAAAAGUCAGGCAUCGUGAAUUCAUCACGGCAAUUGAGAGCCAGAUUUCAAAAAUCGAAACUUCAUUACAAGAAUCAACCCUUUCUACGGGCAAGCCCCCACUCCCUUGGGCUCGCUUGGAUGACAGAGAAAGUAGUGAACUUGCUUUGUUCCUGUCGGGACCAGCAGCGUCUGUGGAGAAGAUCACUACGAAAAUUCAUAUUGGGGACGAACAAACAGCGAACCAACAAGAGAUUGAUAAACAAUUGAAGCCACUGAGUUCAAAGAAUUCGUGUAAUUCAGUGGAGUGGGGUUUAUUGGAGGCUAGGGAAGAGAAGUUGUCUGGACAUCGGAGAACAGCAAGUGCUAGUGCAGACAUUAGUGCAUGGAAGAUUGCAGUUGCUGAUGAUGUUUUUCCACAUAGCUCCCCCAAUGGGCAGCCUGAGGUUCCCCCUCAAAGGAUACCCAGUUUUUCAGGGUUCCUGAGUACAAUGGAGACUGCAUCCAAGUUGAAGUUUUCAAAGAAUGGGUACAGGAAGUUGAAGCUUCCGGAUCGCCACCAGGAAGCUGAUACCACAUUAUCACAAUCCCAGCAGUUGACUCGGGGCACUAAUAUGUGCUAUGAAAGAUGUAAGAGUUGCCUUGAUGGUGUUAAUGACUGUUACGACAAGCAACUUUAUGGUUGGUAUGGAGCUAUCCAGAGACAGCUUCAAAGGUCUCAGUAUCAGAUGCAAUAUAGUCGGCCCAUUCAAAUGAUUGUUUCAAUUGCUCUUCUCCUCUGCUUUGCUGUUUUAUUCGUGUUGCGUGCAAUUUAGGGAGCAAGAGAUUCAUUAUCCAGUAUUAUGUAGUCAAUGGCAAUUUGUAGUGGGAAGUUCAAGGGUAGAUGUGUUGCACAUUCUUAGCGCCAUCACCAAAAUGAGGUGGGUGGUUCUGGUUUCUUCUUUAUGUGAUGACAUGUUCAUUCAUGUGACUUACUGGUCAUAAUUGCGCCAGAAAUGCUGUAUUUGACCUCUAGUUCCUUUUCCGUUUUCCGGUUUUGCUGAUUUCCUUGAUAAUCAGUGAAUUUUGUUGUAUUAUAUGAGGCAAAGAUGAUGGCGAAGAAUGUUGGGCCAAGGUUGUAACAGGGAAGGAAAAAUAAAAUGAAAAACUAGGUUUCUGCCCCUUGCCAGGUCUUGUAAUGUAUAUAGUUUCUUUUUAUUUGUAUUUGUGUAUUUAUACCAGUGUAACAUGUUCCUCCGUGUGUAUGCAAUGUCUGACGGUAACACUUUUAAGCCAAGGUAUGGUUCUUGAUA
Molecule: messenger RNA, 1886 nt
Organism: Cornus florida
Lineage: Eukaryota; Viridiplantae; Streptophyta; Magnoliopsida; Cornales; Cornaceae
Exons: 5
Coding region: 366-1409 (347 amino acids)
Biological process (GO): Golgi vesicle transport
Cellular component (GO): membrane
Source: RefSeq, a predicted model, not a curated record